Zingiber officinale is the source of this 1595-nucleotide messenger RNA. Its product is annotated as signal peptide peptidase 2-like. The transcript is spliced from 12 exons. NCBI's taxonomy places the organism in Eukaryota, Viridiplantae, Streptophyta, Magnoliopsida, Zingiberales, Zingiberaceae. The record is from RefSeq and is a predicted model, not a curated record. Gene Ontology annotation, cellular component: cytoplasmic side of endoplasmic reticulum membrane; membrane; lumenal side of endoplasmic reticulum membrane. The coding region runs from base 399 to 1442 and encodes 347 amino acids. Gene Ontology annotation, molecular function: aspartic endopeptidase activity, intramembrane cleaving. Gene Ontology annotation, biological process: membrane protein proteolysis.
AAUUUUUUUUUAAAAUUUAUUUUUAGAAUAAUAAUAAUAAAGAUUUAGUGAUUAAAUAAUUUUUAGAAUAAUAGCACUGGAUGGAAUUUGACUCAACCCGCUCUCUGUGUACGUUUGGAGACGCGCCGUCGCCGCUUGCAGGUGGCAAAGGAACGCUCGGAAGGCCGGAGAGGUAUUCUGAGAAAUUGCAAGCAACCGAUCUAGGGUUUCUUUACAAGGAGCUUUCCGACCUCCCUUGGUUGUAGGAAGCAAAGGUCACAAAUUGUGGGAGGAUCAUACCUGUACUCUGUUGCUUAAUGUAUUACUGAAUUGUUAACGUUUAGUAUUGUACAAAAAGAUCAUAUCUUCCUUGCAAGUUUGUAUAAUCGUCUCUUGCAAGAGAGUUUGAGUUUACAACAAUGAGAAGAAAUGAACUACUUGCAAAUUUUGCUCUUUUAGGUAUGACCUUAGCUCCACUUGUUGUGAAAGUAAAUUCCAAUGUGAAUGUAAUUUUGACAGCAUGCCUGACUGUUUAUGUUGGUUGUUAUCGCUCAGUCAAGCCAACACCACCCUCGGAGACAAUGUCAAGCGAACAUGCCAUGCGGUUUCCUUUGGUUGGGAGUGCAAUGCUGUUAUCACUGUUUCUUCUUUUCAAGUUUUUCUCUAAAGAUCUGGUCAAUGCUGUAUUGACAUGUUACUUCUUUAUUCUGGGAAUUGUGGCUUUCUCGGCAACACUAUUACCAUCAAUCAAGCAUUUUCUCCCAAAACACUGGAAUGACAACCUGAUUGUUUGGCGUGCUCCUUAUUUUCAUUCUGCUUCUCUGGAAUUCACUAUAUCUCAGGUUGUUGCAUCAAUACCGGGAACUCUUUUCUGUGUUUGGUAUGCUCUUAAAAAGCAUUGGUUGGCAAACAAUAUCUUGGGCAUUGCAUUCUGCAUUCAGGGUAUUGAGAUGUUGUCAUUGGGUUCAUUUAAAACUGGUGCAAUUCUUUUGGUUGGACUGUUUUUCUAUGAUAUAUUUUGGGUCUUCUUCACGCCAGUGAUGGUUAGUGUCGCUAAAUCUUUUGAUGCUCCAAUAAAGCUUAUAUUUCCAACUUCUGAUGCUGAACGACCAUUUUCGAUGCUUGGUCUUGGGGAUAUUGUUAUUCCUGGAAUUUUUGUUGCUUUGGCAUUGCGCUUUGAUGUGUCAAGGGGAAAGCCAAUAUGCUACUUCAAUAGUGCAUUUUUAGGAUAUACAGUUGGUCUGGUCCUUACAAUCAUAGUCAUGAAUUGGUUCCAAGCUGCACAGCCUGCUCUGCUUUAUAUAGUACCUGGCGUUAUUGGUUUUUUAGCAGCUCAUUGUCUAUGGAAUGGGGAAGUAAAAUCGCUGUUGGAGUUUGAUGAAUCAAAAUUGUCCACUGAGCAGAGCAGUGUCAGUUUGGAGCAAGAGGAAGACACACGAACUGAUAGGGAAAAGGAUGAUUAGUUGCUCAUUUUGUGGUUCUUAAACCAAUUCUAAGAUUUUGUUGCAAAUGGCGACACCUAAUUUGAAAGGGCUUUGCUGCCACUUAACUUAUACAAUGGACUGGACUCACUCAUAUAUGAUUUGAAAUUUAUAGAUUGUGGAAUGUUUUUCCUA